Molecule: messenger RNA, 1776 nt
Organism: Penicillium antarcticum
Lineage: Eukaryota; Fungi; Ascomycota; Eurotiomycetes; Eurotiales; Aspergillaceae
Product: transcription factor domain-containing protein
Exons: 7
Coding region: 1-1776 (591 amino acids)
Biological process (GO): regulation of DNA-templated transcription; DNA-templated transcription
Molecular function (GO): DNA binding; DNA-binding transcription factor activity, RNA polymerase II-specific; zinc ion binding
Source: RefSeq, a predicted model, not a curated record
AUGACGACCCCCUUGAAGAAUAUUUCGUGCCGUCGUUGCCAGUCUAGAAAGAUUCGAUGUGAUCGAGUCGCCCCUCGAUGUGACAAAUGUGAAUCUAUUGGUGCGGAGUGUACAUAUGUACCACGCAAGCCACGAACGAAGAAGCAAGCCAGCGAUACCAAUGAAAAUGGUGUUCUAUCAGACGUUCUUCGCCGCCUUGAACGCCUAGAAGAUCGCUGGGGGUUGGAGAAGUCUCCAGAUAUUAAUGAUCAUGGCGAUAUUCCGACAUCAUUGUCUUCUUCCAAUAUUGAUCAACCUUUAUGUUCGGAUAACUCCCAUGCUCCGACCAUACCAAGCGUUAUUGAGAGUAUCUUGAGUCGCAUCAAAGACCCACAGAGUCGGGCACUGCUCUUCUCCAAUGUUUUCAGUCAUCUGCGAACGGUCGAAUCGUCUUUUUUCGAAAAUGAACGUUGCACGGGAGCCAUCGCUGCUGCAAUGUCUGAAAUUGAAUAUUUGCAGAACGCAGCAGCUGACCCAACCCCAACGAUUCCCGAAAUACCCAAAGAAGCUACAAGGAGUUUCAUUCAAAAUUAUUAUGAGUGCUACCAAUUCGAAGGAUUCAAAAUUCCCUUGGAGAAGGGUUUCUUGCUAUCCAUCCCCGACCUACUCGAUAACCCUCACGUUCAGCUUGACUAUACUUCACAAAUUAUCUAUCAUACUAUUCGCCUUCAAGGGAUUAUAUUGGAUCCCAGACCAUACAAGGAUAACGGCAGUCUGAUUAGACAUCUAUACAGAAAGUGCCUUGCUCUCAGCGAUUUUUGGCUAGAGAAUAUUCAGAACGCUUACCCCGAUCUUUUUGUUGCAGUUUUGAUGACAUCAAUGGCGCUAGAAGCCUGCGAUAGCGAUGUGGCUUGGAAGAUGCUGGGCCACGCCUGCAAGAUUGCCAAGGCAUUGGGUUACUUCUCCGUUGACGGGAAUCCAGAAGGAACAGAUGGCCAGCCACCUCUCACAGAAAGAUUGAAUAUCAACGAAAUUGAAACAGAUAAAAACAGAAAGCGCUUCGAGUUCUGGCACCUGCUUCGAACGGAUUGUCUGUUCAGAUUGUCCUUCGGCAAGCCCACUCUUAUGCCGGCUGGGUCCUGGAAGGUCAAUUUCCCUGAUCCCACUAUUACUGGCAUCGACGAUGAAGGCUCUCGUUUUAUCCAGAUCCAUUUCCUAGCUUCUAUGCGACAAGCCUUGGUCGUGCUGAAGUACCUGGACUGGAUGGACUUGGCUCCAGAUCUAGACCCAGUAUUGCACGAUGCAACAAUCGACAGCUUCCUUCAAGAGGUGCAGUUGAUUAUGUCUGACUGGAAUACAGACGAACUUGUUAGAAUGGCCAAGACCCAAGUAGACACAUGGUUUUGCGUUGACAUGGUGUUUAGCAGCUACAAAUUCCUCGUUGUUCUUCACCAGUCAAAGAAAUGCAACCAGAACAGGCACAAACUACCACCUCAAAGUGUGGAUAUUUCCAGAAAAUCGGUUCAAAUGUUCCAGUCUAUCGUCGGGUCAUCACUACACGCAUUCUGGGGAAUAAGUCUCAUUUUACUGCACCAGUUCAUUCCCUUCUUUAUACUAUGCUUGGAUAUCAUUGGGAAUCCUGAGCGUCCUGGGAUUGAAGCAGAUAUUAUUUCAGUGACCUGGAUCAGUGAUUAUGUUCAAAAAAUGGUUGAGGAGCGAACAGAGCUGACACCUGUAAUGAUUAUCAUGAAGGCUAUGGUGCUUGCUUGCCAUCGAGGUCGAAGUUGUCCAUCUUGA